UGUUAAAAAGAGCGCUGGAGCAUUUGGCGAUUUGAAAGCAAGCUAAGUGCGUCAGUCGUCUUCAAACUAGUGCCGGUCGCACACACGCCACUGGAUUUCGUCCUAUUCUCCACACGUUUUCGUAGAGCAAUCGGAAAGAAAACAGCCGCUAUCAUGAGAGGUUUCGGAUUGUUGGCAAUUUUUUCCUGCGUCUGGAUUCUUCUGGUCGUCCUCUUGUCAGUCGAAGGUGUCCCGUUAGCUGGCAAAACAGGUGACGUUUCCAUGCCAACAGAGCCCGAGAAAAUGACGAACAAAACAUCGUCUGUUUACGAUUACGUAACUCCAGAGGUCAUGUCGACAGUAGUUGGAGCUGCUUUGGGCGACCAAGACUGCCUCCGCUAUUCGGCCUGUAAAGCCGGAAAUUACGUUGCCGAUGUUACUGGCAAGGAGAUUGUUUUGAUGGUUCUGGACCGCUGGGUUCCCAAUAGCUGGCAAGAUACUCUCCGCGCCUUCAAGGAAGCGGCCACCUACAAGGACGAUUGCAAGAAACAAUUCCCUUGCUCCAAUCCACGAGAUGAGUAAACUUGACCUUUAUCAUCUCUACGGACUCAACAGUUCCGACAACAUUUGUUUUUUUUACUCUUAAUUUAAUAAUAAUAAUUUUAUAUUAUUUACGGAUGCGUCUUUUAUACGUUGAGUGGUCGUUGAUCGAUCACAUUCUUCCAGAGAAAAAAUAAAUAAAACUUGUAUUUGUUCCUAUUAAUUGUGAACGAGUAUUUACAAUAAAU
Daphnia carinata is the source of this 767-nucleotide messenger RNA. RefSeq lists its product as uncharacterized. Bases 154 to 561 code for a protein of 135 amino acids. The transcript has 4 exons. Lineage: Eukaryota; Metazoa; Arthropoda; Branchiopoda; Diplostraca; Daphniidae. The record is from RefSeq and is a predicted model, not a curated record.